Molecule: messenger RNA, 1029 nt
Organism: Cucumis sativus (cucumber)
Lineage: Eukaryota; Viridiplantae; Streptophyta; Magnoliopsida; Cucurbitales; Cucurbitaceae
Product: RING-H2 finger protein ATL78
Exons: 1
Coding region: 109-765 (218 amino acids)
Biological process (GO): protein ubiquitination
Molecular function (GO): transferase activity
Source: RefSeq, a predicted model, not a curated record
CCCCAAUCCCCACAAUCCACUCAUUUCACUUUUUCUAUAUAAAUUCCCUCAUUAUUCUCCCAAACAACUAAAUUUAAUUUACAAUUCUCAACAUUCCUAUCUUUCAAUAUGUCUAUCUCUAAUUCAAGGAGGUUUCUCAUUCCCUCCGCCACGGUGGCCGCCACUCCUCCGGAGCUAGCACAGCCCCGUCCUGGGUUCGGUAGCUUCGACAUGAACGUAGUAAUGGUUCUUUCAGUUUUACUCUGCGCUUUAAUUUGUUCUCUGGGUCUCAACGCCAUCCUCAAAUGCGCCUUGAGGUGCUCCACUUUGCUAGCCACGGUGUCAGGGGGGCGUGGUGGUGGGGCCUUAGUGGUACACCCGAAAGGUGUUCGACGAAACGUCUUGAAGAAAUUCCCAACAGUUGAGUACUCUAAAGAAGGGAAUAAAUUGAGGGGAAUUGAUGGGGAGUGCGUGAUUUGUUUGUUGGAGUUUGAAGCUGGGGAUCGGGUUCGUGUAUUGCCUAAGUGUUAUCAUGGAUUCCAUGUUCAUUGCAUCGAUAAGUGGUUGAGUUCCCAUACUUCUUGCCCCAAGUGCCGCAAUUGCCUUACUGACACUUGCCAUAAGAUCACCGCCGGGUGCGCCCAGGAGACGCACGUGACAACGGCAGCAGAGAGUUCAUCCUCUGUAGAACCACCGCGGGCGGAGGAGGUGGGGGUGAAUGUUGUUAUUGCUCCGGUGGAAAGGGAAGGUAUGAUAAAUAACUAUAGGGAAAGUAUGAGUAGAUGAGAUUGAAGUGGGAAGUGGGGUUUAGCUGAUUGGGACUGUGGGGUUGGGUUGUUUUUUGUGAUUGAUGGAGCAUUUUGGCUGCUUUUGCUUUUGCCUACAAGUAACCAACUUUUUUUUAUAAAAAAAUUAAUUAGGAUUACAAGGAAAUUAAAGGUCUAGUUAAGCUAAGAUUAAUUAGUCUACCUAUUCAAAUGUAAAUAUCUUUUCUUUUUCCACUUCCUUCCAAUGAAAUUAAAAGUUUUUGGCUCAUUAUAAUUAUAUUUA